AUGGCUUGCCAAAGAACAUAUUGCCCUAAGGUUGAAAUCAGAAAACCAGCUCCAGCUUUUACAGUUAAUGCUUGGGACGGAAACAGAAUCCGCCAAGUUUCUCUUUCUGACUACAAAGGCAAAUAUGUUGUGCUUUUCUUCUACCCACUAGAUUUCACCUUUGUCUGUCCAACUGAAAUUUGCCAAUUCAACGAUAUGGCUCCAGAAUUCAGAGCUAACAACUGCGAAGUUUUAGCUUGCUCUGUAGAUUCUGUAUUCACCCAUAGAGAAUACACCCUCAAAUCAAGAGCUGAUGGAGGACUUGGAAGAAUGCAGAUUCCUAUGAUUGCAGAUCUCAACAAGCAGAUUGGAAAGGACUAUGGCUGCUAUCUUGACCACUCAGGAGAUGAAGGAGUUCACCUAAUUCUCCAUAAAAAUUAAUAAGGGAAAAUUUUCCUUUUGAAAUAGUUAAUUAAUUUAAUAAAAAUUUAAAUAAAUAUGCGAGAAGAGUAAGAGCUACUUAUAUUAUUGAUGCUAAUGGAGUUGUAAGACACAUCGCAAUGAAUGACCUUCCAGUCGGAAGAAAUGUCAGAGAAAUCUUAAGAUUAGUCCAAGGCUACCAAUACACUGAUACAUAUGGAGAAGUCUGCCCUGAGUCAUGGACUCCUGGUGCAGCCACAAUGGUUCCUGAUCAUGAAAGUGACAAACUUCAGAAUUUUUGGCAGUCCCAGCACGGAUCAAAGCACUAA
Blepharisma stoltei is the source of this 728-nucleotide messenger RNA. The record is from the annotation of a GenBank genome assembly. NCBI's taxonomy places the organism in Eukaryota, Ciliophora, Heterotrichea, Heterotrichida, Blepharismidae.